ACGGCCAAUAGCGGCGUGGCCCGGUACGGGGCCGCCCUCACUCCGGCGGAUAGGCGGGGAGGCGGCCACCGGCUCCGCCCUGCUCCCCUCUGACCCGGUGUCUCGUUUCUGCCUCUUCCUGUUCCAAACCACGUGGACGCGCGGGGGGCUGCGGGGCUGCAGGGCUGCGGGAGGGAACCCCGGUCGCCACAGCUGCUGUCGCCGCCGCCACCGACGUUGCGAUCCGGCGCCUGUCUGAAGUAGCCGCCCCCCGGGUGCCCACGCCUUGCGCAGAGCGCGCACAUGGCGACUCAGACGCACUCUCUCAGCUACGCGGGCUGCAACUUCUUACGCCAGCGUCUGGUACUGUCUACUCUGAGCGGGCGCCCAGUCAAAAUCCGAAAGAUUCGGGCGAGAGACGACAACCCGGGCCUCCGAGAUUUUGAAGCCAGCUUCAUUAGGCUGUUGGACAAAAUAACAAAUGGUUCUCGAAUUGAAAUAAACCAAACAGGAACAACCUUGUAUUAUCAGCCUGGCCUCCUGUAUGGUGGAUCCGUGGAACAUGACUGUAGCGUCCUUCGCAGCAUUGGCUAUUACCUGGAGAGUCUUCUUUGCCUGGCUCCAUUUAUGAAGAACCCGUUAAGAAUAGUUCUGCGAGGAGUGACCAAUGACCAGGUUGACCCUUCGGUUGAUGUUCUUAGGGCAACGGCCCUCCCUCUUCUGAAACAGUUUGGAAUUGAUGGUGAAUCACUUGAGCUAAAGAUUGUGCGACGGGGAAUGCCUCCUGGAGGAGGAGGUGAAGUGUUUUUCUCAUGUCCUGUAAGGAAGUUCCUGAGGCCCAUUCAGCUCACAGAUCCAGGAAAAAUCAAACGUAUCAGAGGAAUGGCGUACUCCGUACGUGUAUCACCUCAGAUGGCGAACCGGAUUGUGGAUUCUGCGAGGAGCAUCCUCAACAAGUUUAUACCUGAUAUCUACAUUUACACAGACCACGUGAAGGGAAUCAACUCUGGGAAGUCUCCAGGCUUCGGGCUGUCACUGGUUGCUGAGACCACCAAUGGCACCUUCCUCAGUGCUGAACUGGCCUCCAACCCCCAGGGCCAGGGAGCAGCGGUGCUUCCCGAGGACCUGGGCAGGAAUUGUGCGAAGCUGCUGCUUGAAGAAAUCUAUAGGGGUGGAUGUGUGGACUCGACCAACCAGAGCCUGGCUCUAUUGUUUAUGACCCUGGGACAACAGGACGUCUCCAAAGUCCUGCUCGGACCACUCUCUCCCUACACGAUAGAAUUUUUGCGGCAUUUGAAGAGCUUUUUCCAGAUAAUGUUUAAAAUUGAAACGAAGCCAUGUGGUGAAGAACGCAAGGGUGGGGAUAAAGUGCUCAUGACCUGUGUCGGCAUUGGCUUCUCCAACCUUAGCAAGACCCUCAAGUGAUGCUGUCACAAAGUAGAAGGCCCUGACGCCUGCAGGCAAAGCAGAAGCUGCCAAGGACCCAAAGGGAACUAAGUUCAAAUUCAUCCAGGACAGAAUAGCCUCUUAUAUUAAGCCCUUUAAAAGUUUUCCAAUGAAAAACAAUCAGAACAUCCAAAUAAAAGACAUUUUUGUAUCAUGAGGUUUCCAGCCAUUUCUCUAGUAGCAGUGACAUUCCUUAGGAGGUCCUGUCGUGAUGAGAGCCCCCCACGGCUCACCUGGACAAAGGGCGUGCCUUCCGGACUCAGCCACGCUGCCAGACCUCCGCCACAGCUGCAUAUACCACAGCUGCAUACCGGCAGUGCUUCCUCAGCCCACGCCCAGGCUCCAUUGUGCGGCUGUCUUCCAGACCUGUGGCUCCUGUCACUGUCCUUUCUGCAAGGACUGACCUCUUUGAACCUUGGUUUCUGUGUAAGGGCUAAAUGAGGUAGUAUCGGUGGAAAGUCUUUAUGAGUAGUUCAGUGUUAUGCAAGUUUUAGAAAAUGGCCUGUCAGACUAUUUCAUUCCUUGUCUUCGGAAUGGACUCUGCUGUCUUGGAGACAGACUCUGCUCCCUGUCUGUUCACUGUGUGUGGGGCGGGGGGAGGCGGUAAGUGCCUGGGAAGGGCAGGGGUCCAAUUAAAGUCUUCAGAUAUUUUCUAUA
Messenger RNA from Phyllostomus discolor (pale spear-nosed bat), 2082 nucleotides. RefSeq names its product RNA terminal phosphate cyclase like 1 (gene RCL1). Gene Ontology annotation, cellular component: nucleolus. Gene Ontology annotation, molecular function: RNA endonuclease activity. The coding region runs from base 283 to 1404 and encodes 373 amino acids. NCBI's taxonomy places the organism in Eukaryota, Metazoa, Chordata, Mammalia, Chiroptera, Phyllostomidae. The transcript has 9 exons. Gene Ontology annotation, biological process: ribosome biogenesis; endonucleolytic cleavage of tricistronic rRNA transcript (SSU-rRNA, 5.8S rRNA, LSU-rRNA). The record is from RefSeq and is a predicted model, not a curated record.